Molecule: messenger RNA, 1453 nt
Organism: Capsicum annuum
Lineage: Eukaryota; Viridiplantae; Streptophyta; Magnoliopsida; Solanales; Solanaceae
Product: GDSL esterase/lipase At5g22810
Exons: 5
Coding region: 65-1126 (353 amino acids)
Molecular function (GO): hydrolase activity, acting on ester bonds
Source: RefSeq, a predicted model, not a curated record
UCUCCACAAACACUUUCAAUAAUACACAUUUUUUUUUAAUAUCAAUUUUCUUUUAUUAUCUAUAAUGGGAAUUUCAAGUCUUUUAAGGACUUGUUUGGUUGUAUUAACUUUGAAUAUUUUUGUUUAUAUUAUUAAUGGGCAACCUUUGGUACCAGCACUAUUUAUUUUUGGGGACUCAGUUUUUGAUGUUGGAAAUAAUAAUUAUAUUAAAACUAUAGUCAAAGCAAAUUUUCCACCUUAUGGAAGAGAUUUUCCUAAACAUAUAUCAACUGGAAGAUUUUGCAAUGGAAAACUUGCCUCAGAUUUUACAGCUGAGAAUCUUGGAUUUACUUCAUAUCCACCACCUUAUCUUAGCAAGAAUGCCCCAGGAAAAAAUCUUAUGAUUGGUGCCAAUUUUGCCUCAGGUUCAUCUGGUUACUUUGAUUCUACUGCUACCCUAUAUGAUGCAAUUCCAUUGAGCAAACAGCUUGAAUAUUACAAAGAAUAUCAGAAGAAAUUGGUGGUAAUUGCAGGGAAAAUAAAUUCUACAUCAAUAAUCAAUGGUUCAAUUCACUUAAUCAGUGCUGGAAGUAGUGAUUUUGUUCAGAAUUAUUAUAUUAAUCCUCUCAUUUACAAAGUUUACACUCCAAAUCAAUUUUCAGAUAUCCUCAUCAAGUCCUACACUAAAUUCAUAUUGGAAUUGUAUGGAUUGGGAGCAAGGAAGAUUGGAGUGUCAACAGUGCCACCAAUUGGAUGUUUGCCAGCAUCUAUUACAAUAUUUGGCAAAGACAACAACAAUUGUGUUAAGAAGAUGAACAAUGUGGCAAUGUCAUUCAACAAGAAGCUCAAUGACACAUCAAUCAAAUUGCAAAAGAAACUUUUUGGUCUCAAUCUUGUUAUCUUGGAUAUCUACCAACCACUACUUGACCUUGUCACCCACCCUGCUGAUAAUGGUUUUUUUGAAUCAAGAAAGGCAUGUUGUGGCACAGGAUUACUAGAAACAUCUAUAUUGUGCAAUGCCAAGUCUCCAGGAACAUGUGCAAAUGCAUCUGAAUAUGUAUUUUGGGAUGGAUUUCACCCAACUGAAGCUGCAAACAAAGUCUUAUCUGAUGAUUUGCUAGCCAGUGGCAUAUCCCUCAUAUCUUGAUCAUCCAACUUUGAUUGUGACCAUCCAGACACUUCAACUUGUCACCAAUCGAUAUGCAUGUAUAUCUUUAAUUGGUAUAUUCUAGAUGUGUAUUCUUAACAUUAUAGUGCUUACAGGAUCCACUUUAAAACCAACGUUAAGAUGUCUAGAUGUGAUGUAAAUUUUUAAAAUUGGGAUGUUUUAUUGUCAAUUGAAGUCAAGUUAAUAUGUCUAUCUAUGUAUUAUGCCUUCUUUCUUAAGUGGCAAAUCACAAAGUCUUACAAAAAUUAUUGUUGGUUGGACUCAUCAGUCAUCACAUUAUGUUAUAAUAAAUUCUUGUUUGAUCUU